This is a messenger RNA of Colletotrichum chrysophilum, 2415 nucleotides long. RefSeq lists its product as uncharacterized. The record is from RefSeq and is a predicted model, not a curated record. NCBI's taxonomy places the organism in Eukaryota, Fungi, Ascomycota, Sordariomycetes, Glomerellales, Glomerellaceae. The coding region runs from base 1 to 2415 and encodes 804 amino acids. The transcript has a single exon.
AUGGACGCCGACAGCCCCACCUGCCCCCAAGACAGUAACUCAACAGACUGCCUCCUUCGAAACAUCGUUCAGCUUUUGGACAGUGGCCAAAAGGCUGAUGAUGCAAAAUUUGACUGGGAUCCUCUCACAUUUGUUUUCACCCUCAUCAUUGGCGUUGUAGCCCUCGUUUUUGCCCUCAUUCCCAUCAUUCAGGUUAUCAUCGCCCCUGGACAGGGUAGCCGAACGACAAACCACCUUGCCAUUGGCAAGAAAUGGUCACAGAAGCGAGAACGACGAUGGAAUUGGCAUGAGUGGACCUUCGAAUACACCGCAUCAACUCCCAUCUUUCGCAUGGAAACCUUGGAGCGCUGGAUCAAUAAGGAUAUCGCAAAGAUCACGGGAGAUGAGGACCACAAAGGCCAGCCUCUUUGCGAUGUCAACACGACUGCCAGGAACAACACUGAGUUUGCAGACCUGGAGAAGUUUGCCAUGAACAGAUCGGAAGAAGUCGAGAAAAUCGACAAGAACACAGAGCACAACCCGGACGACGUUAGGUCCGCUUUGGUCACAAUAUUCCGCGCGAUGUUUCCAUGGAAGACCUCAUCUUCCCGCUCGAAGGAGAUGCCCGCUGCGACGUGGAUCGACUUUUUUCAGAAAGUCGGUCUUGACAAAAUUGAACCUCGGGAUGACCAGGGCACACGGCGGGUUACUGCUGACUACCUACCGAGCGACCUUGUGGCUGCUCCGGCCUACGCACAGAUUGGUGUUAUUGUCACAGCUGCCUCGACAACACAGGGAGGGGCAACCUGGACCAUCAAUAAGCAGUCGGAGUAUCCUGUCAUCUUCGGGCAUGGCUUCCAAUUUGACUUUCGCCAACAUCCUAUACUCGGAGUUCUAGGGGCGUACUGGCAGUACAGCAAGAAGAACAAAGUCAAGGAAGAUCCUUGCCUUAUCCUCGGCGACCUUGGGGCCAACUGGCUUUACAAUCAGACGACAAGAGGCAAGAAAGCCUCUUGGCAGAAGACCCGCCAAGAAGAUUUUCAAACAGUUCGCAGCCUGUCACAACUCCGAGUGGCCAUACUCCAUGCACGUGGAACCAUAGAGACCGGUAAACAAUCGCUGUUUCAGACGGCACCUCCUGCCCGCGAGAACGACCCGCCCUUUACGGCUUUGAAUUUGUUGAACGGACAACAUCGUGUCCAGACACUGAAGUUCAUGCUGGCUGUAUCGAAAGAACAGAUGAACGCCUCCAGCAUCCAAGAAUCGUUCAUUUUGGACUACGGAGAGCUUUCUCAAGAGCAAUACAUGCCAGUUGUUGGGUUGUUUUUGGCUAGCACACCGCGACAUGUUCCUGCUUUAUUUCCAACGGAUUCUCUCAGCAAGAAGCCUCCACUCACGACACUUGCUCUGAACGGACACUACUGGACAGAGGUUACAAGCGAAGAUGUCAGAGGCGAUGACAUGUCUGACUGGCCUUUGUCACUGAAGCCUCCGGGCUGGGGGGGUGUCCAGUGGCUCAAAACCGGCAUGGCUGAAAUCGGGCUCAUCAAUGGAAAGAGCUACGACGAACACGUCGAGCGAGUCCGGAACGACGUGGACCAGCAGUUGAAGCGCGGUGACAGCGAGACGCCAAAAGUAAUCGUCUUCAAAGUUGUUCUUCAUCUCUGUCUGAAGAUGCUCCACAACGCUGAUACAUUCCGCACGUGGUUUGUCGACUAUUCCCCAGAAGCCCGGUCCUACUUGAGAUACAUCAUGCUUAUACAACUAGAGCUGCUGGAUCGUUGGUUUCUUGGUCAACCAAGAGCACACAUCGAGUCUCGCGCGAUUCUCGUUUGUAACACGACCAUCACAUUGAUGCUGGCGGCCAACAUCGCAUCUGAGAAAGAAGACAUGAUUCAUUCAACGUCCAACACCGGAAAGGGUAACAUCUGGAACCACCAUUCCCGCACGAUUCGAUGGCUGGACGACUUUCUGAAAUCUUUGGGCCUUACUGAUGGAACUCUGAAUGAAGCUCAUCGAAGCUGGAAUAUUCAACGGAGCUGUGAUCGCAAGAGCCUUUCGAUCAGUGCCGCUGACGAACCCAAGCGAAACGCCUCAGAAGGUCCUGGUGAGACGCUGGCACCUUUGGCUUCACAGUGGAAGCCAUUCGAUUCAGAGCUGAAGCGUCUUGUGUGUACCGUGUACAACAAAGAAUGGGAGCUGUUCAACACUCAUCAACUCUUGAACAGGCUGGCCAAAGUGGUUGAACUGGGGCUUGAUCAGACGUACCGGAAAUGGCGGCCCGCCCAGGUUGCAGGGGAAGACCAGUCGACUAAGACGAUCGACGAUCUGGUUAUAUAUCGCUGCAUCUUGGUUGCGAUGCUGUUUCAAACAGCACCCGACAAUAGCGAGUUACGUCGAUCGGGCCUCUGGGAACAAGUCGUGGCUAUCAUUUAA